AUGGGUAUCAAAUGUCAUUGUGAUACGGAUUUUCGAAAUGGAACAGUGUUUCUGCCGUGUGUCAACGAUGAAUGUCAUACGGAUGGAUGUAAGUGUUAUUAGGUUGUUCAAAUAAAUCUGUGCCCCUUAACCCCGAAAAUUUGCUUUGAGACAUGGAAAACAUACUGUGCCUAAAACUCUGGUCCGGCCCGAUGCCCAUGUCUAGCUUGAGAAGGGCACAGAAAUUGCUUUUCGAAUUUCCCACCAAAUUGGCAUUGUGUUUUAAGGUAAUAAUAUCGUCCUUUUUUGAUUUUUUGUCAUUUCUCAUCAAUAUACUACAGUGGAACUCCUCUAUAACGAAUCGCUCGGGGACUUGAAAUUUGUUCGUUAUAACAGUUUAGGAGUUUUAAAUGCACUGUGUAGUGGUAGACGGGGAUUUAAAAGUUGUUCGUUAUACAGGAGUUCCACUGUAGUAAAAAACCUUUAAAUUCACUUACAUUUUUUCAAUUGUAGGUGUAGAUUUUGCGGAAAGUGUAGAAAAUUACUUGAAACACAAGGCAAAAUUAGCGAGUAACCAAAUAUUUGAAAUUUGAAACUCAAAAUCGCGAGCUAAAAGUUUUUAUCGGUACUAUUACUAAUAAAAAAAGUUCAUAUACAAAUUUUAUGCUAUUCCUGAGCUGCGCAGGUCGGGUAACUUCCUUGUAACUCAAUAUUUUUAUACGCAUUAGGCUAAAACAUAUUAUAUUAUGAAUAUUUAAACAAAAUGCCAAAAGCACCCUCUUCAGCAUGUGCCACAGUAUUCCGCGACCACCAAUUCAAUGUUUGUUGGCCAGAGCUUGUGAACAAAGACCACUGCAUCAUUGUUGGCCAAACCCACAACAUCUCUUCGUCCGUCUGCUACUGCAACGACAAGGACUACUGUAACGACGAGGUAGACCUUGAAUGGGACAUAACAUCACCAGAAAAUGCCACUUUCUUCGAUGACGAGUACGACAUCUUCGAGUACAAAGGUCGCAAAGGUAUCCCAAAGACCAGCCGAUACGGUAGGCCAAAGUACCCAUUUUACCGUAACCCAGUCGAAACCAUUGCUAAUCCACAAGCUGUAAACAGGAAUUCUGUACCUCAAUUGGCCACAACUGCCGAGAAUCUAGAGAUUUUGACCAAUGAUCUCGAUUUCUUUGACAAAAUUGCAAAGUUUUACCACAAAUAUAUUAUCGGUCUGCCAUAUUAUGUGUAUGGUGCUUUGGUCUUGUUCGGUUUUGUUUUGUGGGUUUCAGGCGGUUACUGUGUUGAAACUUUUUGUAGUUUUGGAAGAAAAAAGGAAACUGCUUCAACUCAAGAGUUUUCAGUUUGA
Molecule: messenger RNA, 1333 nt
Organism: Bursaphelenchus okinawaensis
Lineage: Eukaryota; Metazoa; Nematoda; Chromadorea; Rhabditida; Aphelenchoididae
Source: the annotation of a GenBank genome assembly